Pseudoliparis swirei is the source of this 3103-nucleotide messenger RNA. RefSeq names its product FYN proto-oncogene, Src family tyrosine kinase a (gene fyna). The record is from RefSeq and is a predicted model, not a curated record. Bases 148 to 1761 code for a protein of 537 amino acids. Gene Ontology annotation, cellular component: extrinsic component of cytoplasmic side of plasma membrane. The transcript has 12 exons. Gene Ontology annotation, molecular function: ATP binding; signaling receptor binding; non-membrane spanning protein tyrosine kinase activity. Gene Ontology annotation, biological process: T cell receptor signaling pathway; cell differentiation; innate immune response. NCBI's taxonomy places the organism in Eukaryota, Metazoa, Chordata, Actinopteri, Perciformes, Liparidae.
UCGGCAGCGACGGAUAUCCCGCCGCUCUUCUCUCUUCAUGCGAAGAAUAAACAGUCACGGGGAGUAGAAACAUAUCGGCGAGUUCCCACGCGAAAGUCCCUCUGGAAACUCCGAUGGAUUAAUCAGAUUUUUCUGCGAAAGUAGAGAAUGGGCUGUGUCCAAUGUAAGGAUAAAGAAGCAGCUAAACUCACUGACGACCGGGAGGCCAGCGUCUCGCACAACUCGGGGCACCGCUAUGGGGCCGACCCCACGCCGCAGCACUACCCCAGCUUCGGGGUCACCACCAUCCCCAACUACAACAACUUCAACAGCGGCGCCACGCAGGGGGUGACCGUGUUCGGAGGAGUCCACACGUCCUCGCAGUCUGGGACGCUCCGGUCGCGGGGCGGAACAGGUGUGACUCUGUUUGUGGCCCUUUACGACUACGAAGCCAGGACUGAGGAUGACCUCAGCUUCAGAAAGGGGGAGCGCUUCCAGAUUCUCAACAGCACCGAGGGCGACUGGUGGGAGGCUCGUUCUCUCACGACAGGUGGAACUGGUUACAUUCCCAGCAAUUAUGUUGCUCCGGUGGACUCAAUCCAAGCCGAGGACUGGUAUUUUGGUAAAUUAGGCCGAAAGGAUGCAGAGAGGCAACUGCUCUCCAACGGCAAUGCCAGGGGCACUUUCCUCAUCCGUGAGAGCGAAACAACCAAAGGGGCCUACUCCCUCUCCAUCCAGGACUGGGACGAUGUCAAGGGAGACCACGUCAAACACUACAAGAUCCGCAAGCUGGACAGUGGAGGCUACUACAUCACCACCAGGGCCCAGUUUGAGACGCUCCAGCAGCUCGUGCAGCACUACUCUGCCAGGGCGGCGGGGCUGUGCUGCCGACUCAUCGUACCGUGUCACAAAGGCAUGCCUCGUCUGACCGACCUGUCCGUCAAAACCAAAGACGUGUGGGAGAUCCCGCGGGAGUCGCUGCAGCUCAUCAAGCGUCUCGGCAACGGCCAGUUCGGAGAGGUCUGGAUGGGCACGUGGAACGGCACCACCAAGGUGGCGGUGAAGACCCUGAAGCCCGGCACCAUGUCCCCGGAGUCCUUCCUGGAGGAGGCUCAGAUCAUGAAGAAGCUUCGACACGAUAAGCUGGUGCAGCUCUACGCCGUGGUGUCCGAAGAACCCAUCUACAUCGUCACGGAGUACAUGUGCAAAGGGAGUUUGCUCGACUUCCUGAAAGAUGGAGAAGGACGAAGCCUCAAACUGCCAAACCUCGUGGACAUGGCGGCUCAGGUGGCAGCAGGCAUGGCGUACAUCGAGAGGAUGAACUACAUCCACCGAGACCUGCGCUCGGCCAACAUCCUGGUGGGGGAGAGUCUGGUGUGCAAGAUCGCGGACUUCGGUCUGGCCCGGCUCAUCGAGGACAACGAGUACACGGCGAGACAAGGUGCAAAGUUUCCGAUUAAGUGGACCGCUCCCGAGGCCGCCCUCUACGGGAAAUUCACCAUCAAGUCUGACGUGUGGUCGUUCGGCAUCCUGCUGACGGAGCUGGUGACCAAGGGCAGAGUGCCCUAUCCAGGUAUGAACAACCGCGAGGUGCUGGAGCAGGUGGAGCGAGGCUACCGGAUGCCGUGCCCGCAGGACUGCCCCUCGUCCCUGCACGAGCUGAUGGUGCAGUGCUGGAAGAAAGACCCGGAGGAGAGGCCCACCUUUGAGUACCUGCAGGCCUUUUUGGAGGACUACUUCACUGCCACUGAGCCUCAGUACCAGCCGGGGGAUAAUCUCUGAGCACCGCUGCGCUCAUCUCAUGUCAUUUCACCGGCUUCCCACCAGAGGGAGCCACCUCCACCUAACCUCUUUCAUCCCGUGGCUGUAACAAUUCAAAGCUCAUUGACUGACUUCCAAACUUCCAAGCGUCUUACAAACUGGGACAGCUGCUGUUUUGACGGCAUUCCGACUAUCAAAUCAAACAAUGUUUUGGAGGCGGGAGCGAGCGCCGAGACGAGGAGUUAAAGAGGACUGCCAUGGAUGAACGAGUCGUGUCGUGUAACUUGUAUGUAGUGUAAAUACAAUUGCUUGUCUACUUAUCUCUCUUUUUUUGUUCCAUUUUCUAUUACUUUUGAUAUUUUGGAAAUGUGUGUUUGUUUGUUUCUAAUUCCACGGUCAAAGUUAUUUUCGAUUUUACGACUCGUAGAAGAAAAAAAACGUGAGGCUCGCAAAUAAUCGUGGCAUAAUAAUUGUAGGAAUGGAAAUAGUUAAAUACAUCGGGAACCGAAGCGUCUCAGAAAUAUUUCUCGGAGUCCACAAACCUUUUUUACAAGGUUUCUCUCCUCUUCUCAAGGAACUUCGAUGUACUAUAACACCUGUUCUUGCCUUUUAAUGUUUAUUAAUAUUCUUAUAAUGUAAGGGAAUGCCUUCAUGCUUUCUACACACUAACUUAGUGCAUCAUGGACUCUUCCACCCAAACUUGUAUGGCAUCGGCACGAAUAUUAAGUGCAUUCAUCCCAUUUCAGCUUCUGCUAAUGAGUUCUAGAUCGGCUUAAAGUGACUUUUAGUUCAGCGUCUUGUAGUUGAAAAGGAGGCUUUCUUCCUCUUCAAGUGCGACUAUUGUUCGGCUGAUUGCUUAUUAUACUGGCAAUAUUUUUAAAUGUACGUUGCAUUAUCAUAUGGCAGCCGACUGUAAGAAUUGUGUGUCUUUUCGCUUCAGCAGCCAAACAACAAACCAACUGCCACUCGACGGGAAUGAAGGAAGUGAUCUGUGUUUGUCCCUCCACGAUGUCUGGAAAUAACAUGUUUACGAGACCAAACGUAUUAUUUUGCUGAACAUUUCUGCCAAUCCUAUGUGUCAUUAAGAUUUAUUUUCCCCCCCAGAGAAAUCUGCAGCUCUGGAUGGCAUUGCAUCAUCCUCAAGUGUCAAACUUCUCCCUGUGUGCAUUCCUGGACAAUACGCCGUUUCUAUGCAUAUUUAAGUUGCUUUUUACUGCUGGAGAAGUGAGCAGAAGAAUUGUUUUUGUAUCACUUUGUUUAGUAGAUGUACAGAACAUGAUUUUGGUCUCUACAUUAUUUAUUGUCUCUGUCUGUUACUUGUACACAUUUGGUUUGGUUUUGAAAUAAACAAUCUUGCCCCCAC